This is a messenger RNA of Mya arenaria, 4176 nucleotides long. RefSeq lists its product as uncharacterized. The record is from RefSeq and is a predicted model, not a curated record. The transcript is spliced from 20 exons. NCBI's taxonomy places the organism in Eukaryota, Metazoa, Mollusca, Bivalvia, Myida, Myidae. Bases 511 to 2400 code for a protein of 629 amino acids.
ACGAGUCAUACUUCUCCAGGCAGCUUUCAUUUCCAAGCAGCUUACCGAAAAGAUUUCAUCAGACAAAAACAGAAUGACGAAGUUUCAAGGGUGUAUGAUAGGUGUUCUCUUGCUAGUUCAGCAGCGGUAACAAUAUUAGGGGAGGAAACACAGUAUUUUUCUACCGAUGAACCACUCUUACUGGAAUGCAAAUUGACCGAUUUGACCGUAAAAAUAGAUUUUCGAUUCAAUUCGGAAACAAUAGUAACUUGUAAACCAAAUUUUGGUUGCAGCAUACUCGAUUCAGUUUUUUAUGUAACAGAAACAAAAUCAAAUGCAUUAACAAGUUAUAUUCUACAAACUGUAAAUAACUUCACUGCAACCCAGGGUGGAGUUUACCAAUGUACAGACAUCGAAAGCAGCAGCAGCGACACAGUCACUGUGUCAUACAAAAAAUUUGAAUUUGACACCUACGAUGUUUAUGAACAAGAUCAGUUCUUGAGCAUUUCAACAACGUGCGUGUUCCCCGCAAUGCAAGAGUACAUGGACAUUUCGUGGUACACGUAUGAAAAUGAUUCCCUACAACAACUUCCACUUGUAACAGAUGAAUAUUUCAUAAAACCUGUGAAUAGCACUUACGACUGUCCAAACGCAACUUGCAUUUGUUACCAGGCAAAAAAAUAUUCGUACGGUUUGGAGUUUACCAGACAAACGGGGCAGUAUGUUUACUCUGUUGUCGAAAUACACAUCGUCCAUUCGUUGUUCGAGGACGAACCGCUAAUAUGGAAAUCUUCAAAAACAUAUCCAGUGAAAGUGUUGGCGGAAUCAGCAUCAGACGAACCAGGACGUUUUAAGAAGAAUAUAGUUUGUGCUUUCAUUGGCUGCGUUGCUGCUGUAUUAAUUAUCGGAUUAGUUCUGUUUAUAAGAUCAGAGGAGAAGAAGCAGGAGAAAAGAACAGUUGUCUCUAGACUUCCAUUGUUUUCUUCGUUUAACGACAACGAGAAGAGAUCAAUUGCUGAUGCUAUGGAUUUCAAACAUAUGGUGCGAAAUGCAACAACAUCUGUUGACAUGCUGUGCAAGCUCCAUGUGAUAACUAAUGGUGAACUUUAUGUGACUGAGCGAGGGAAAACAUUCGGAAACAGCUGUGCCGUCGUGAAUGCCUUUAAACUUUCCAUGAGACCUACUUCGGACGUUACCAAGGUCUUACCUAUAUUGAGGGAAGAAACGAGAAGAAAGUAUAACAUCCAUAUGCUUCCCACGAACACAAAUUUCUCGGCUACUGAUGAAAUCAAGCUCCUUGUUAUGGGACUAGAACAGUAUAACAACAUUCUGAUGAGUAAUAAGAAUUGGAAGUCUAUAUUAAAUGGUGAAGACCCACCCGCAGCUACGAAAGAGCGAGAAACAAGUGAUCCAGCGCUUACGAGAGCAAAAGGGCCACCCGAAAGCAUACCGCCAAAUGAUGAAAAUGAUUUGAUAAUCAUUGAGAUCCAAGGGCAGGCAGAUAAUGUCACACCAAUCGAACUUGUUAAUAAGGCUAACGACGCUGAAUUCAGUAUUUCAAAUGAGACGGAAGGAGUGAAACCGAAAAAGGGUAACACAGACCGCAAAAGGGGGAACAGGAAAAGGGAAAGGAGGAGUGGUCGACAGAAAGGGGAUAACAAAGACACUGAAUCAAAGCCACGACCAAUAGGCGAUUCUGGACGAGGAGUCAAUAAAGAAUCCAUGGCUAACCCUACAAAGAGCCAGGAGACAGAAACCCCUACCAAGACCAAGGCGACAGGAAAUCCUAGUAAGAGCCAUGAGACAGAAAAACCUUCUAAAAGUAAAAAAACAGGAAGCCCUUGUAUUAGCCUAGAAACAGGAAACCUUACUAACAGCCAGGAGACAGGAAGCAUUCUCACGAGCCAUGAGACAGUAAACCCUACCACGAGCCAGGACAACGGAAACAUUGGCAAGAGUCUAAAGACAGAAAGCCCUACAAGGAGCAAGAAGACAAGAAACCCUACCAAAUACAAUAAUACAGAAAACUCUUCCAAGAUCCAGGAGAUAGAAAAUCCUACCAAGGGUCAGGAUACAGGAAAUCCUAUCAAGAGCCUGAACGGAGGAAACCAAGAGCCAGGGGACAGUAUAUCCUCCCAAGAACCAGGAUACAGGACAUCCUGCGAGGAGCCAGGAGACAGGAACCCCUAUCAAGGGCCAGGAGACUGGAAAUCCUGCUUAGAGCCAGGCUACAGGAAACACUUCACAGAGUCAGCAGACAGCCAACCCUACCCAGAGCCAGGAGACAGGACAUCCUACGAGGAUUCAGUAAACUGGAGACCCUUCCAAGAGCCGGAAGACAGAAAACCCUACAUAAAGCCAGAUGACGGCACACUCUGCCAAGAGCAAGAAGACGGGAAAGCCUACCAAGUGAAAAAGUGAUUUUAGUUAUAACUGAUGAAACUGAAUACUUUGAUGAUUUUGUUAGGUAGUAUUAGGCUUUUUUCACGGUAUUAUCUUUUGUGACGAAACUUUUUAAAGCAUUUUUAAGACAUUACUCCAAAUACUUGCUAAACGUAGCUUUUAUUAUAAACAAAUUAUGAUUAGAGAGUUGCGAAAGACUAUUUGUACGGGAACAUCUUUGAUUGUACUUCUGUUUGUGCAUUACAUCAUUUAAGUGUGUAGAAAGUGUAUAAAUUAAAUAGGCGAUGCACAAGGAACCAGGAAAGUGAUCUAUGCAAAAAUGAGUGAGUCUACAAAUUAUAAUUUCUGAAAUAUUUUUCUAACUUAUCUGCAAAGGCUACAUGUAUAUGUAUACACAAGUAAAGGUUCACGUACACGUUGUUUUUCGCAUCAAAAUGUGUUGAUUCUUUUUCAAGGACAUAUGAUUAAGUGAUAUGUAUAUAUAAUUUUAGAACGAAAGACUAGCAAGGUAUGUUGCUCCUACUUCUCACAAAUGAUACUUUUAAGAAUAAUAUUUGUACCAAACGUAGACUGCUUAGAUACCAAAUUACUCUAUGUAAUGCCAACAUCAAUGUAGCGCCUAAAUGUAAGUAUUUUUGCUAUUUUUUGCUAGAAGUUGUGUUUUUUGUAAAGCUGUUAUCUUAUUGCUAAGGCCAAAUAAAAAAUAGGUGCGUUUCAGGUAACGCUGCCAAAAAAAAUAGGGUAGGUAGGUCGGAAUAUUUUAUUUUUUUUUAUAUUUUUUUUUUGAUAUAUUGAUUUCAGUAACUGUUGACUCAGAAAGUAACAAUAAUAAGUCAUCAAUUUUCAGGUUUAUCAGUAGUUUUUAAACAUGUUCCAUGCUUCAAAGGAAACAUUCUUUAUUUGUCUGGUUAAAUACUUUGACAAUGAUGGUUGGAUUUCAACUAAGUUAUGGUACACCACUCUGCUAUUAUUUAAGACUUUCCAGGAACGGUUUUACUUUUCUUUAUGCACCCUUUUGCUUUCAAUCACCCUCUGUAGAAUGCUAACCUCCCUGUAAAAUAAUUACAUGAAGAGUGGGACAGAAAAUUUACCAUAUAAGCCAUCAUCCAAGGAAACCUAAAUGCUGUCAAGAGGACCUGGGGGUUCAGGUUUGAAGAACAAGUAACAGGUUUUACUGCCAAAAUUGCACACUUAAGUCUGACAUAUCAAUCCGAAAGCAGUAUCUGACACAUUUGUUUCUGACAAGAAAAUAUAGUUCAAGAAUUGAAAUAUACCUGCCACAGAAGCACAAACUACCUGUAAUUCACCUAAGAGUUUGGACAAUCUAAAAAUUCGGACAUCCAUUAUUAUUUUCAAAAAUAAUCUAUUUUAGGUACCUAAUUUUCUGACACCCAAAGGACAUCGAUUGUAACUUUUACAGUUACUAGGUCUCACAGACAAUAUUGGUCUUAAUUGGGAUCAUUAAUUCAUUAAUCAAGAUUCAUGUAGCGUAUCAGAUUACGAGGUAUAAAUAACACACCAAUACAGUGAAUGAAAUCAAUGAUGUGUGACCAUAAGAUUGACUUAAGUUGCAUAUUGAAUACCACUCCAGGCUAAAUUACCUAACCGUAUACAUAUCUGUGAUAAGUUUGUUAGUUACUACCCAUCCUAAACGAUUUAUUGCCUGUUGAAUAUAUGAAGGAAGUGUGAUAUAUUUAAUGGAGUAUUAAAGAACCAACAGGGGCAACUAAGAGAUUAAGAAAACACAGACAUGACAUGUUUGUAAAACGAUCUGCAAAUAAACUUUGAAACUUG